Molecule: messenger RNA, 5115 nt
Organism: Symbiodinium sp. CCMP2592
Lineage: Eukaryota; Dinophyceae; Suessiales; Symbiodiniaceae
Source: the annotation of a GenBank genome assembly
AUGCCACCUGAGGUGCCUCCUUUGGCAAGCCCACACAGCCAGUGGCGCACACUCGAAGGCCAGGUGUGGGAGGCUGUCCAGAACCCAGAUCUGUUGGGAGCAACUUCAGAGGUGGUUGGCCACCUUCUUGAUCAGGUUGAGCAGGGCAGCUUAGGUUGGUGGCUGUGCCAGGAGAUCUUGGCCCUCCAACGUUCUUUUGACUUGACUUUGCUCUUGCUUGUUGCUCGGGGCUUUGAAGUUUUGCGCAAAUCGCAGCCACAGGGGCACAGGCAAAUGCGAGUCACAUCUUGCAACAUCACUUCUUGGAGGCCAGAAGUCAAGCAAUGGUUUUCAGCUCAAGGGGAUGUUAUCUUGAUUCAGGAGCACCACCUUUUGGAGUCCCAAAUAGUUGCUGAAAUUUCGUCUAUGGCUGCCAUGGGCUUUGACUCUUUCCUUGUGCCCGCAGCCCCUGGGGAGGGCCGACGGAAUAGCUCUAGAGGCGGAGUAGGGGUUUUAGUUAGAGCCCACCUGGGAGCCCGUUUGCGAGGCCAGUAUACCAACCAAGGUUGCGGUUACGUGGCGGUGACGCUACGCACACAAGGGGCUGACUUGACAGUAGUUAGCCUGUACCUCCAGUCCUCCUCCGGCUUCGGGUCCCCGGUCAACUCUGACAUCCUAGCAUCUCUGCGCGCAAUUCGUCAAUCUGUGAGGGGCCCAAUCCUGAUAGGUGGAGACUGGAACUCGCCUUUGAAGGAUUUGUUGGACACUUCCAUUUUUCAAAUUUUGUCCCUGGAACCAAUUGGGCCCAACAAAGCCACCUGUGGUGACAAUGAGCUUGAUUUUCUGGCUGUAUCACACUGCCUGGAAGGUUUGCUCCGGGUUGAUGCCUCCUGGGAUGUUCCUUUCAAGCCACAUGCAGCAAUCCAAGUUGCCCUCAAUGUGGGCGCUUUCCAGCUCACCCCUCCACAGCUUCCCUCCUUUGUGCUUUCCUUCAGGGAAGAACCGCUUGAUUACAUACAGGUUGAGGAGACCCUCGCCUCUUUGCCGGAUACCACCUUUUCGGCUGACCCUCUGAGCAAUCGACUGGCUUCCAUUUCCAGUUCGGUUGAGCACAGUCUUUUGCAAUCGUCCCAGGGUAUUGGUCGCCAACUCCAAGUUGCAUUCCUCCCAGCUGUUCCUCGCAUGUCCCAGUUCGCAUGGGAAGGUUCUUGCCAGGCUUUUUGGCACCGGGUACAAUUUCUGUGCCAGGGCGACCACCCCAAACGUCGAGAGCAAUGCCAGGAGUAUUUGCCGCAGAUCCUGGACCACUGGCAGGGCAACUCGGAGGAAGCUGUUUCUUUUCUUUCUACGCUCCAGGCUUGUCUCUCGGAGCAGGCUGCUGUUCCCGAGCCCGUCCAGCAAAUAUUGCAGGAGCAAUUUCUGCUGGCCUCUAAAGUUCACCAGGAUGCCCAGACCAAAUCGUACAGGUCGUGGUUGCAGGGAGCCCAAGAAAAAGGGAUGGCCCCCCUUUUCAAGACGAUCAAAAAAGGCGAAAUCACCACUGCACGUCCCUUUCGGGAUCUGUCCGCAGAGGUUCGCGCCCUGGCCAGAACCAAACUAUGGCUCCGCACUUGGAAAGGCGUACUUAGAGUUGAGGACCUUCCUCCUCUUCCACACGCAGAGCAACAGGCUCGCGGAAAGCUACGGGAACUUGCUGCUCAGCAGGUCGCUACCCUGAGCCCCAUUUCCCCGGAACAGCUGCAACAAAGGUUUUCCAAAGGCAGGGUCACUGCCCCAGGACCGGACGGCUGGAGCAAGUCCCUUCUCAAGAAAUUGACUUGGCCAAUGCUUCAGGACAUGUCUGAAUUUUAUCAGGAGCUCGAAAGAGGCCUCCGAGUCCCGCAGCAGUUUCUCCUGACACAAGUUUGUAUGUGGUCCCUGAUCCAAGAGUGGACGGUCUCCUACCAGGCCCUGGCUCCUUGGGAUGCCGCAGUGCCAGGUUUCUAUGACUAUGAUUGUGUGGUUUGGGCCUCGGUAGUCGACACUGGACUCCUGUUACAGUUCCCACCUUUGCUUUUGGAGCUUUCCCUUCAAAUUUAUGGUGGGGACCUUCAGGCCACUGGCCUCACUCACAACAUCGACCAGUGGCUGGAUGAUAUUUCGGCUGACGUGGUUUCCUUGGAAAAAACCAAGUUUCUUUGCUCAGACUCUGCCACCUCUCAAGUUCUUGCGCUUGCCACCUCUCUGGUCAGGCACAAGAAGGCGCAAGGCCGCCACAAGAAUCAUGAGGGCAACCUCUCCAAAGCCGUCACGACUCUUUGGCAGAAGUUUCCCCCAGAGGUCCAGAAGGAACUGAGCGAGGCAGGUUUCCAAGCAGGCCGGCAGCCGAGUCCGCCUCCAGGCCUCCAGUCUGGAAAAGGCAACGGGGCAAAGGGUGGGCUUGACGAGCAGGCCGAAGCCUCUAAGAACCUGUGGGAUUCUGCGUCUGAUGAUCAGAAGAAGCUGAUGCGCCAAGCUGGCAUCCCUGAGCCGGUUGCGUCGGAGCCAACAGACCUUGCGGCCCUUUGCAAGAAGCACUUGGAGUCAAUGCCGCCCUCGAUCCAGCAAGCCCUUGCAGCACUUGAUCCUCCGGCCCCCACGCAGACUCAGCAGAUUGAGAUUGCAACUCGUCGCUUUAAGCAGAGCACUACGGACUUGCGACUGAUGAUCCAGCAAACUGCUGCCUUACAGAUUCGCAUAGACCGCGCCAAAGCAACCUACCAGGAGCUGCUUGAGAAGAUGAAGGUUUGCCAAUCUGAUUUGCAGAGCAAACAAGCUGAAGUCACGGCUAUGCAGUCGGAGUUGGAAGCCACACUCCGUGCUGAUGCUUCGGGUCUGGAGGACCCCGCGCGCAAGGACGAUCCCUUGGAAGGGCUUCUAGAUACGCUUGCCAAAGUUGGAAUUGUCCUGACCCAGGAGCAGAAGGAGCUUUACGAGGAGGCCCAGCGCGGCAAGCUUAAUGAUGGGCAGCAGAAUAUGGAAGUUGAAGCCACAAACCAGCCUGGUUUGACGGCUCCGACCCGUGCCCCGCUGAGCCAAACUCUGCCAGAACACAAGGGCACUGUCCCUGUGACCGGUGCUUCUCCAAUCUCUGCUUUUGUGGCCACAACCUCAGCAACGGCAUCUCAAGUUGAGGAGUUUCCUCGCUUACAGGCGUCGGGGAGCCAUGCCGAGGUGCCACCUUUGGCAAGCCCACACAGCCAGUGGCGAACACUCGAAGGCCAGGUGUGGGAGGCUGUCCAGAACCCAGAUCUGUUGGGAGCAACUUCAGAGGUUGUUGGCCACCUUCUUGAUCAGGUUGAGCAGGGCAGCUUAGGUUGGUUGCUGUGCCAGGAGAUCUUGGCCCUCCAACGUUCUUUUGACUUGACUUUGCUCUUGCUUGUUGCUCGGGGCUUUGAAGUUUUGUGCAAAUCGCAGCCACAGGGGCACAGGCAAAUGCGAGUCACAUCUUGCAACAUUACUUCUUGGAGACCAGAAGUCAAGCAAUGGUUUUCAGCUCAAGGGGAUGUUAUCUUGAUUCAGGAGCACCAUCUUUUGGAGUCCCAAGUUGUUGCUGAAAUCUCGUCUAUGGCUGCCAUGGGCUUCGACUCCUUCCUUUUGCCCGCAGCCCCUGGGGAAGGUCAGUAUACCAACCAAGGUUGUGGCUACGUGGCGGUGACGCUACGCACACAAGGGGCUGACUUGACAGUAGUUAGCCUGUACCUCCAGUCUUCCUCCGGCUUCGGGUCCCCGGUCAACUCUGACAUCCUUGCAUCUCUGCGCGCAAUUCGUCAAUCUGUGAGGGGCCCAAUCCUGAUAGGUGGAGACUGGAACUCGCCUUUGAAGGAUUUGUUGGACACUGCCAUUUUUCAAAGUUUGUCCCUGGAACCAAUUGGGCCCAACAAAGCCACCUGUGGUGACAAUGAGCUUGAUUUUCUGGCUGUAUCACACUGCCUGGAAGGUUUGCUCCGGGUUGAUGCCUCCUGGGAUGUUCCUUUCAAGCCACAUGCAGCAAUCCAAGUUGCCCUUAAUGUGGGCGCUUUCCAGCUCACCACUCCACAGCUUCCCUCCUUUGUGCUUUCCUUCAGGGAAGAACCGCUUGAUUACAUACAGGUUGAGGAGACCCUCGCCUCUUUGCCGGAUACCACCUUUUCGGCUGACCCCCUGAGCAAUCGACUGGCUUCCAUUUCCAGUUCGGUGGAGCACAGUCUUUUGCAAUCGUCCCAGGGUAUUGGUCGCCAACUCCAAGUUGAAUUCCUCCCAGCUGUUCCUCGCAUGUCCCAGUUCGCAUGGGAAGGCUCUUGCCAGGCUUUUUGGCACCGGGUACAAUUUCUGUGCCAGGGAGACCACCCCAAACGUCGAGAGCAAUGCCAGGAGUAUUUGCCGCAGAUCCUGGACCACUGGCAGGGCAACUCGGAGGAGGCUGUUUCUUUUCUUUCUACGCUCCAGGCCUGUCUCUCGGAGCAGGCUGCUGUUCCCGAGCCCGUCCAGCAAUUAUUGCAGGAGCAAUUUCUGCUGGCCUCUAAAGUUCACCAGGAUGCCCAGACCAAGUCGUACAGGUCGUGGUUGCAGGGAGCCCAAGAAAAAGGGAUGGCUCCCCUUUUCAAGACGAUCAAAAAAGGUGAAAUCACCACUGCACGUCCCUUUCGGGAUCUGUCCGCAGAGGUCCGCGCCCUGGCUAGAACCAAACUAUGGCUCCGCACUUGGAAAGGCGUACUUAGAGUUGAGGACCUUCCUCCUCUUCCACACGCAGAGCAACAGGCUCGCGGAAAGCUACGGGAACUGGCUGCUCAGCAGGUCGCUACCCUGAGCCCCAUUUCCCCGGAACAGCUGCAACAAAGGUUUUCCAAAGGCAGGGUCACUGCCCCAGGACCGGAUGGCUGGAGCAAGUCCCUUCUCAAGAAAUUGACUUGGCCAAUGCUUCAGGACAUCGCUGAAUUUUAUCAGGAGCUCGAAAGAGGCCUCCGAGUCCCGCAGCAGUGGUCCCUGAUCCAAGAGUGGACGGUCUCCUACCAGGCCCUGGCUCCUUGGGAUGCCGCAGUGCCAGGUCGAACAUCUUUAGACAUCGGCAUCCGCCGGCUACUGGCCUCACUCACAACAUCGACCAGUGGCUUGAUGACAUUUCGGCUGACGUGGUAG